GCCGCCCGCGCCGCCGCCGCGCCGUGCGGGGCCUGGCCGCGCCCUCCCCGGGCGCCCGCCGGCUCGCAUGCCGAGGGGCUCCGGGGCGUAGCUGCGCGCCCGGCGCCGCCUCCGGGCUCCUCCGGCCCCGCCAUGGGCUGCUGCAGCUCCGCCUCCUCCGCCGCGCAGAGUUCCAAGCGAGAAUGGAAGCCUCUGGAAGACCGCAGCUGCACAGACAUACCAUGGUUGCUGCUUUUUAUACUUUUCUGCAUUGGGAUGGGAUUUAUUUGUGGCUUUUCAGUAGCAACAGGUGCAGCAGCGAGACUAGUGUCAGGAUACGACAGCUAUGGAAAUAUCUGUGGGCAGAAAAAUGCAAAGUUGGAAGCAAUACCAAACAGUGGCAUGGACCACACCCACCGGAAGUACGUAUUCUUUUUGGAUCCAUGCAAUCUGGACUUGAUAAACCGGAAGAUCAAGUCUGUAGCAUUGUGCGUGUCAGCAUGUCCAAGGCAAGAAUUAAAAACCCUGAGCGAUGUUCAGAAGUUUGCAGAGAUGAAUGGCUCAGCGCUGUGUAGCUAUAACCUCAAGCCUUCCGAGUAUACCACAUCUUCAAAAGCUUCUGUUCUCUGCCCUAAACUACCAGUUCCUGCGAGUGCACCUAUUCCAUUCUUCCAUCGCUGUGCUCCUGUGAACAUUUCCUGCUAUGCCAAGUUUGCAGAGGCCCUGAUCACCUUUGUCAGUGACAAUAGUGUCUUACACAGGCUGAUUAGUGGAGUAAUGACCAGCAAAGAAAUUAUAUUGGGACUUUGCUUAUUAUCACUAGUUCUCUCCAUGAUUUUGAUGGUGAUAAUCAGAUAUAUUUCAAGAAUACUUGUGUGGAUCUUAACAAUCCUGGUCAUUCUGGGUUCACUUGGUGGCACGGGUGUACUUUGGUGGCUGUAUGCAAAGCAAAGAAGGUCUCCCAAAGAAACAGUUAUACCUGAGCAGCUUCAGAUAGCUGAAGACAAUCUUCGGGCCCUCCUCAUCUAUGCCAUUUCUGCAACAGUGUUCACAGUUAUAUUAUUCCUGAUUAUGUUGGUUAUGCGCAAACGUGUUGCUCUCACCAUCGCUUUGUUCCAUGUGGCUGGCAAAGUCUUCAUUCACUUGCCACUGCUCGUCUUCCAACCCUUUUGGACGUUCUUUGCCCUGGUCUUGUUUUGGGCAUACUGGAUCAUGACACUUCUUUUCCUUGGCACUACUGGCAGUGCGGUUCAGAAUGAACAAGGCUUUGUGGAAUUCAAAGUUUCUGGACCUCUGCAGUACAUGUGGUGGUACCAUGUGGUGGGCCUGAUUUGGAUCAGUGAGUUUAUUCUAGCUUGUCAGCAGAUGACCGUGGCCGGAGCAGUAGUGACGUACUACUUUACGAGAGAUAAAAGGAAUUUGCCAUUUACACCUAUUUUGGCAUCAGUGAAUCGCCUUAUUCGUUACCACCUUGGUACUGUGGCAAAAGGGUCUUUCAUUAUCACCUUAGUCAAAAUUCCACGGAUGAUCCUUAUGUACAUUCACAGUCAGCUCAAAGGAAAGGAAAAUGCGUGUGCCCGAUGUGUGCUGAAAUCUUGCAUUUGUUGCCUUUGGUGUCUUGAAAAGUGCCUAAAUUAUUUAAAUCAGAAUGCAUACACAGCCACAGCUAUCAACAGCACCAACUUCUGCACCUCUGCAAAGGACGCCUUCGUCAUCCUCGUGGAGAAUGCUUUGCGAGUGGCCGCCAUCAACACAGUGGGCGAUUUCAUGUUAUUCCUGGGCAAGGUGCUGAUAGUCUGCAGCACAGGAUUGGCUGGGAUUAUGCUGCUCAACUACCAACAGGAUUACACAGUCUGGGUGCUGCCUCUGAUCAUCGUCUGCCUCUUUGCGUUCCUAGUCGCUCAUUGCUUCUUGUCCAUUUACGAAAUGGUAGUGGAUGUGUUGUUCUUGUGUUUUGCCAUUGAUACAAAAUACAAUGAUGGGAGUCCCGGCAGAGAAUUCUAUAUGGAUAAGGUGCUGAUGGAGUUCGUGGAAAACAGUAGGAAAGCAAUGAAAGAAGCUGGUAAGGGCGGCGUUGCUGAUGCCAGGGAGCUAAAGCCGAUGGCUUCGGGAACAAGUUCUGCUUGAACGUAGCCGACCGUUACGGAACCCAUUGACAUUCCAAAACAAUAUAUACACAUAGCUAUGUAUUGAUGUGUGUGGGUGUGUGUAUAUAUGUAUAUGUAUGUGUGUAUAUAUAUAUACCUAUGUGUGUAUAUAUAUAUACACACACACAUAAUCAGCCAAAAUCAGAGAAAAGGAACAGGGAUUUAAUACCUUUUUUAUGCUUAUUUUUGUCAAACAUGUACUCCUUUCAUACGGGUGGCUUUUACAAGGCAACUGCCUGUCACUUAAUGUUUUCAAUUGUAAUUGUCUUAAUGGAAAUGUUAAGAUUCAUAUCUGAUUAACAUUUUUAAUAACAGAGGAAAUUUUAACUUUAGUUAUUUAAAUUAGGUAAAAUUAUUGUACUGAAUGCUCUGUCUAAAGUUUUCUGGGGUGAUUACCCUGGUGUGUGCAUAAAAUCAAGAACUUAUUUAACUGAUGCAUAAGUCCUAGUAGACAAGACUAGGCAUAUGCUUUCAGAAAAAUAAGGAAUUACUCCAAUCACUUCUCCCCAAUCAAAAAAAAAAGCCAUGUCAUUUUACUUUUAGGAACUUAUAAGCAGACCCAAUAUGGGUAUUUUCAUAAUCAUGCAUUUGUCAGCCAACGUUAAAAAGUAACCAACUCCUCAGGUAUUUGUAGUUUACCCUAAUGCUUCUAUAAGAGAGUCCGUAAGAAAAGGAAGGGUAGAUAAUCUUUCUUAUGCAAACUUUUCUUAUCUUUUGUCUUUUCAUUUUGACGUUAGUAACAUACUCCACACAUUGGUGUGCCUGAGUUGAAAGGAAGCUGGGGCACCCAGCAAGAUGUAGCCUUUGAGUUUUUUGUGUAUUGAUUUGCAGUUUAAAUAAUGCUGGGAGAAAUAAAGAAGGGAGAGAAACAUGAACAAAAGCAUUGCAAAUUUGGUGCUUGGGCUUUUGCUUCUGAGGAAUUUCAGUGACUUAGAGCUAACUGGCCAUUUUAUUCAAAUGCUUGCUAUAAAAAUCUGAAAAUAUACUAGCAGGUGCUCCUCUCCUUGCAAUUCAUUGAGUAUCCAGAAUCCUACAAUAUUUAGCUGAAGAAUUGGUUAAUGUCUUGAUCCUCAAGUGUUGAAUGUUCUUUUUGUUUGGGGAUGGGUUUGGGGUUUGUUUUGUUUUUUUAUUCUUGAAGCUUACCAGAUAUGAAUGGCUAAUAUUCCAUUGUUCUGCUUAUUGUAAUGGUGAAUGCUUUAAGAAAAAAAAGUGUAAUUUGCUAAGAAUAAUUCAUGAUCUGUUUAUGCGAUAACUCCUUUUUGUUACAAUUUUUUUAAAAAAAGCUAUUUUUGUUAAUGUAAAGUAAAUAUUUCAGAGCAAAUUUUUUAAACUUAUUGCACUAAAUACAGGCUCUGUAAAAAAAAUAAAUAAAUAAAAAGCCUCAGCAUUUUAUCAUUCCAUGGAAGGAGAAUCUUUUGAAAGAAAGCAUUGCCUCCUACUAGAACGGGAUAGUGAAUGAGACCGGUAUUAUAAAAAUUCAUCCAGUUAAUGUCAUAGGGCUUUAGCUUGAUUAGCAGCCAUUGGCUAAUGUGCUUCCUUUCAAAGGGUUGAACCUUUAAAUUGCUGCAAAAUGUAAAUUGUACUUUUUUUUUUGAAAGUAUCCGUGUCUUUUAUCUAGCUAGGUUAAAAUUUACUGAACACCUUGGUUUCUUUUCAAAGCUCAUGUAAUAUUUCUGAUUUUUCAGAAUAUUUGCAAUAAGAAUCUGGCUUUUCAAAGGAAAAAAAAUCAAUAAGAGUUCAUGUCUUGACAAAAUCUGGGAAGUCAACAUUGUGAGAGUAGUUAUUCUCAAACAAUAAUUCUCCAAAAACGAUUAACAUCUAACAUCUAAUAUCACCAGACAGUAUCAUGAUCCUCUUUUAUAAAAAUCAUUUGAAAAUGAAUAUAAUUAUGUAACUAACAGUUAUCCAAAUAGAUGAGAGAGCAAAUCAUGUAAAACAAUUAUGAAUACCUUCUGUGAGUAGUCGUGUACGUUUUGGACAUUAAGAAUCACUGGGAAUUAAAUUUAGGAUUGGCAAAGGUCUGGAAGAUGGGUAUCAAACAGAAGACAUUCCAGGAGCUAGCUAUUUUAGGAAUUGUCCCUCCCCAGGGACCUGAUGGAAGUCUUGAAUUUGGAAAGUAGGUUCUGCUCACUCGGACACCCAACAUCAUGGACUCAUGGCUGCUCCCUGUUCCAUUUGCUCGCAAUCUCAGCUAUUUGGAAGCCACCAGGAAUGCUUUCUAAUUAUCAUUUGCAACUAGAACUGUAAUCAGAAAGAAAUUUUGUAUUUUUGUAUAACUUGACUGUGUGCCAUUUUAUAUAACAGGUCCUGUUUUACAAAUAAAUUUUGUUUUACUAACUUGUGUUUAGAAAUUAUGAUCUAUGUGUAACCUGUCAUUUAAGUUCCAGAUUAACUGCCAGGCUGUUUUCCCUAAGUCAAAUUGUGUGCCAUCUAGGUAGAUAUAUGCAAAUCUGUACGGGCACACAGCGAUACUUUGAUAUAUAGAAUCUCCACUCUCAUGGGCUUCCUUUCUUGAUUUUAUGAAACAUCACAGUUUUUUUAGCACUAUUUCAAUGGCUCGAGGUUAUAUUUGAGUACUCUUUCUGCCUCUUCCAAUUCAUCCUUCAGCAAGCUAUGGGCUGCCUUAUUGCUAUCUGCUCACCUCCUCCAUCUUCUGCCCAAGUGAGACGAAUAGAUAAAGGACAAAAAUUAUCUGUGAAAUGUGGUUGCCUGAAUAAUUUUAUAAACCAUUGACCUUUGUGAUUUUAAAAAGAACAACAACGUUUUUCUGGAGGGAGGUAGGGGAUCUUCAGAAUUGCAUUCAGGACUUGUAUCUCCAGAGUUCUGGUUAAUGUCCUCUCUUGUAAGUGGCAUCACUCUUAUCUAAGUGUAUCAUGGUGUCAGCCAUUGGCUAAUUCUCUGGUGCAUCGUUUAGACUUUCUAGGCACCCAUCAAAAGCAUAAACUCUGACAUAAGAUAAUAUAGAAGGGAAAAGAUUGGAUAUUUCAGUAUAAAUCCAAGAGACCUAUCUUCUCUGGGAGGCAUACCGGUGCAAUAGCAGUUUAAAAAAUUAGAAAUUUAUCUAGGGCACUGAGAUUGUAUAAUCGUGCAUAAACGAGAACUUCAAGCAUGGUGUUCCUCUAACCCAUUUAAUACUGUGUUUAAUGUUUAAGGUAAGGUUUUUAUCCUAUACUUUAGUGUAAUUCUUAAGUUACUAUAAUUUAAGUAGCUUAACUGUUGGUCCCCAAGCUUUUCCCAGAAUGAUUGAAGAGAAGACACUGAAUUUCUUUAAAGACUGUGCUAGAAAUAAGUUUUUCUUCAUAGACAUGUUCCCUUACUCUUACCUCCCCCACCUUUUUUUUUUUUUUCCUCCAAAAUGGGCGUUAGGCUAUUGAGUCUAAAUAUCACUGAUAGGGGUAUCUGCCAAGGGUUUUCUUGCUUUUCUAGGACAGUUUCAGGAUUUUGUGAGACUGCACUUCAUCCUAAUCUGUGUAAAGCAAGUUCUUAAUUUCUCCCACUCUGUUCUCAAAACAGCUGCCAGUUGCAGGCACCAAACAUUUGUGAGACCAUAUUAGCAGUAUCUGCAGGGCUUCAACCAUUUUUCCCAUGUACCACUACUAAUAAAGUCAAUUUCAGGAUGUUUCCUACCUGCGAAGUGUAAUGCUGGGAUCAGUUCUAAAACAAGAGCUGCCAGUUAAGGUUACAUGCACAUUUUGUUUUCUUUUUGGUCACUAAUUUCACCUGCAUAUUUCAAGUUUCCAAUAUAAAUUUCUAGUCUUUUAUAGGCUCUGAGAAGUUUCCUUUAGAAACAUCUUUAAGCUUUCACCUUUCAAUAAGUAAGUUCUCUAUUGCUUUUUUUGCCACAUUUUUAAAAAUCCGCCAAGCCUGGAGGCUUAUCACUGCACCUGCCACAGUUAAUUUCUUUAUUCUUUCCACAUAUUCCAUCUGACAGAUAGGGAUGCAUUAUAAUGGUUUGCCUCGAGUUGUUGAGUGUGAUCCGUGAAUAUAUAUUGAGGAAUUAUGGGUUCAUAAGUAAAUGCAUAAAGCAGAGACUUGUGUAUUAUAUAUUCACAACAUAGAAUGCCUUUGCUUGAAGUACAUAUUCAUAUAUCUUUGUGUACAAAAGAAUGCAUGUUAGCUCUUUUGAAAAGCAGGCACUAUUCAUGUACAGUGACUGCUUUGAGAAUUAGCUCAUCUCUGUCUAAUGGCACAUGGCCCAAAUUUUGAAAACGCAGGACCUUUGAAUGUACCAAGAGAAAAUCCUAAGCUCUAAAACUUUAAAAAUCAAAACAUAAAAAGAUAACCACAUUACCUACAUUUAUAAACUUUAAAAAUGAAACAUCUUUUUUUCUUACUCAGCUUUUAUAAAUUUGAACCAAACUGCUUUUGGCUUUAAAGAAAAAAAUUUACUCCAAGGUUAAAAUUGUUCAAAAUACCUUUCAAAGAGAAAACUCCAAUACAAACUUUUAAACUUGGUAAUUCCUGUGAAAAACAUUCUUUUAAAUGGAAAAUAUAAUAUCCUUCUUUGUCCCCAUCACUUUUAUUUUUAUAUGUGUAAAAUGUGACAAAUAAUAUUUUAGACUCAAUAUUGAAUGAAUAGUCAUCACUUUUGUAAAUUACAUCAAUAGAAUUCAAAUUUGAUAUUUUCUAAAGGAAUUCACUAAUAAAUCUCUGAAAACAAAUAUGAAAUUCUUAGGAACCAACAUAUUAGGCUAUUUUAUUCAGUUUUGAAAGUUUUACAACUUAAAUUUUUAUUUCCUGAGAAAUAAACAUGCUAUGCGAGGGAGUUUGGAAUAAUCUAGAAUAAUUAGUUUACUCAUGGUUUUGUCAUGUUUAGCUAGACAUGAAAUAUAUUAUAAUUUCCAAAUGUUUUGGAAAUUUUUCAUUUUUAAUUUGCUAAGACCUCCAUUUAAUAUUUGAUAUUCAAAGGCAAGUUCUUUACCCUCUGAAGGAAACACAGGCCCUUCUGAGAAGCUUAAGAACGGAGUGGACUAACUCUAAUUCCCAUAGUUUAUUUGUGUACAUUAAAAUGCUAAAAGAAAAACUAAAUAAAAUGCUAUCAGAAUUUCUGGGUCCUAUCCUUCAGGGCCCAAUGAGCUCAGUUAAAAGAUGCUGUAAAGUUGGUUUGAGCAUGUGUUUUGAGAGAAAGUAAUGAUUAGUCAGCUAUUGUUGAUACUUUUCAUCUGGAGUCCUUUUGGCCUGGAAAUCAGAGGAUUUAGUCUCAGGCUUGGAAAUAAAAUAUUAAGAUGGUCCAUGAUGAAUCUUCAAGACAGAUUACUCUCCCUUGGAAUGUGUCCUGGGUUAAUCUUGGCAAAGUAUCCAGUUAUUUCUGAUAGACAAGAAAAUCCAGUAAGUGAAUUGUCUAACUACCAGAACAUUUGAUUCUUUGUAUUUAGCUCAGUUCUGACAUAAGUGACAUAGUUUGUAGGUCUUUGUUUUAAAACUUUUAUCAGUCACCAUGAUCAAGAAUCAUUGGAGAGGAUGUUAGCAAAGUUCACGGUCUUCAGUUUACCAAAGUAAGUUGGUAGAAAGCGGUAGUAGAUGUUAGGGAGAGAGAUAUCGUAGUUAUUUUUUCCUUCCUGCAGAAGGCAGGGAGGUGAUUUUGCUUAGAUGUUUCCAGUCACCUGCUGGAGCAGGCUGGAACCCUGAUCCACUGAGACUGCUUCCACUCCCCACCUCUACCCAAUUUUUUUAGAGAAACAGGUGGAUUUCUUUAUGGCUGUUCGUACUGUUAAGUAAGGCUGUUGGCAUCUAUCUGAAAGGCACUAUGACCCCUUGGAAAAAUACAGGCAAAAAUCCUUAAAGAAACUUGAAGUUCUAAGAUUUGGUAUCGGUGGAUUGUGAGUUAUAGUCAGAUAGCAAACCAUUAACUAUAUUUUCAAGCCGAAGAAAACAAUGAAAAUUUCAUACCUGGCUGGUGAAGAAAGGGAACAAGUCAGCUCCCUGCCUUACCCCACAAUCCCAGAAGAGUUUAAAUGAACCCUGCACAGUUGUAAACGAAGAAGCCACAGAUGGGAGUCCCUGUAUAAGAGAAGGAAAAGAGAGUCAGUAAGUAUGUACAUUUGCUAAAUGACACCCUCCACUUCUCUUUCUCAUGGAAGUGUGUGACUUAACAAGGAAUGCCUUAACCUUCACAUAUGAAUCUGACCCUGCCGGCUAGGAAAAUAGUUUGAGUUACUUUUAAAGAAAUAUAGGAUGAAUCAGUCCAUAGGAGGAAAAGUCAGCAUUUAAAAAAAAAGAAAAGAAAAAUUUGAGGGAUUAACAGGACAGAAGUGAAGCAACAUUUCAGGAGCCUUUCCUCCUGACACAAGUAGAUGGCAUUCUCUUGGUUUUCCAUGAGAUGGGAAGGCCAGGAUUUCUCCUUAUAAAUUGCAUUAACUAUCUCACAAAAGCGAGGCAAUGAUAGGGCAACCGUGGGGUUCAUGAUUUGAGACACAGACUAUUCGGAAACUUUUCCUCAUCCUCCAUGUUCCCCGCCCUCUGCUCAGAACUUUCCAGUCUCUUGUUUCUACUAGUUUUGAUUUUCAGAGGGGAAAGUCCCUGAGGGAACCAGAGGGAAACCUGACAAGGAAAGUUCCCUUUCUUCUGUGUUGGCUCUGUUGUAUUUUUGAAUUUCUUGAUUUCUUUCCUCCAAGGAAAGGCUUCUUGGGAGCUCCCUAAUAAAAAGAAAUUUCAAGUUUACUCUCAAAAUAUUCUUGACCACUGAUUGCACUUGGGAUAGAUCUUGUACCCAAUCAAGUUGUUCAGUGGAUUGUUAGCUGAUUUUUCUCAUAGGAGGAAUGGGAAAAAAAAAAGUUUACAACAUAAAAGACUCGGGGGAGGGGGGAAGUGGAGGGCAAUUUAAAAAAAUGACACGGGCUCUGGAAAAACAACCAAAGACAAAAGCAUAUCUCUGACAACCAAAGGUCCAGCUUUAAGUACUGGCUGGCACAGCCUUCUGAACUCCUUAAGUACAAAACAGCUCCUUGAAUAAGGCAGCCAAUUGUCAAAAUCAGCCAGUGCCCUAGGGAUCUCCAACCAGGGUCAGGCCCUGCCCAGUGGAGCGGGUGAUAUGAAAACGCCCAUCAGUGUAUCUCGAUUUCUCGCUGCUCUGUGAUACAGCAUGAGAAUGUGUCGUGCUGCAUAUUUCUCAACCUAAUGCCUUUUUUAAGUCGUUUUCUUUUUGUCCCCCCCCACCACCACCAUUUGCAUCCUAUUUCAUAGCCUGAAAAUCAAUUUUUUUAGUUGUCUCUUUCCAUUGCCCAUUACAAACUGUCGGAUCGCAGUCAAGCCUUCCAUGAAUGCUGUUGUUUGGGAUCUUUUACCUUAAUGUCAUUUUGAAUUGUUCCUUAUCACAAUGUCGCCAGACUGUUGUCAGCUGGGGAAAUAAACAAGUAGGUGCUUGAACAUGCCCCCCAGACACAGUUGUGGCCCAAGUAUUUGUGGCUGUCAUUAGUGACACAGUGCAGACUUGACAAACAGCGUUAUGCUCUCAGAGGACUUUAAACAUAUGUAUAUUAAGCAAUUAACUUCUGGAGUUAUCGGAUCUUGCUGGGAAAUUAACUUCCAAGAGCUCUGAAUGGGAUGGAAUUCCAUCUGGCUUCAGAGUACAAUGAGCCUGUAUGAAAUGGAGCUUGGAAAUGUUUUACUUGUGCAGAAAUAUGGACUAUAAAAAAAAAGUGCUGAUCUAAUGCUAAUUUUUCUCUGUGUACUGACUCAGUUGCCAGAAUUAUAAUGAAAACUGUAUUUUAGUCUAACAAAUGUAUAGAAUUUUUUAUGUAAUAAAUAAAAUUUUAUAGG
Molecule: messenger RNA, 9884 nt
Organism: Sorex araneus (European shrew)
Lineage: Eukaryota; Metazoa; Chordata; Mammalia; Eulipotyphla; Soricidae
Gene: SLC44A1
Product: solute carrier family 44 member 1
Exons: 16
Coding region: 133-2106 (657 amino acids)
Biological process (GO): transmembrane transport; choline transport
Cellular component (GO): plasma membrane
Molecular function (GO): choline transmembrane transporter activity
Source: RefSeq, a predicted model, not a curated record